Molecule: messenger RNA, 435 nt
Organism: Penaeus vannamei (Pacific white shrimp)
Lineage: Eukaryota; Metazoa; Arthropoda; Malacostraca; Decapoda; Penaeidae
Source: RefSeq, a predicted model, not a curated record
AUGCGCAGUGCGAGAGGCCCCCUUCAAUAUGCUGUUGGUUCUCUAGCAGUGUUCUCGUCUGGUAAUCUUGUUGACCGGCGCUCGAGGACUGCCCUGUCGGCGUACACUGAAUCCUUUUCCAUAACAUACCACCGCCAUACCACCAUCAUACCACCAUCAUACCACCACCAUACCACCAUCCCUGCCAUACCACCAUCAUACCACCGCCAUACCACCAAUACCACGCCAUACCACCAUCAUACCACAUACCGCCAUACCAUUCAUACCAUCAUACCGCCAUCAUACCACCCUCAUAUCGCCCUCAUACCACCAUCAUACCACCGCCAUACCACCAUCAUACCACCGCCAUACCACCAUCCAUACCACCGCCAUACCACCAUCAUACCACCGCCAUACCACCAUCAUACCACCCUCAUACCACCGCCGUCAGUAUAG